AUGGAAAUAAGACAGUUUCAAAGUACUGUUAAGAGGAAGUACAGAACUACUUACACCCCUCAGGAUGUUACAGAUGCAUAUAACAUGGUAAAAGAACACCAUCUACCUGUGGAACGUGUUGCCAAACAGUUUGGCAUACCAAUUACAACAUUAAAAGAUAGAAUAAGAGGAAAAACAUCAGUAGAUGUCCUUAAGUCUGGUACUCCUCCUCUAUUCUCACAAGAACAGGAAGCAUUUCUGAGUCAGCACCUUAUUACAAUGGCUGAGAUUGGUUUUGGAUAUACCCGGCAGGAAACAAUUAACUUAGCCUCAGAUUAUGCUGUGCAUCUUGGCCUAAGAGAACAAGACAAACCUCUUUCUAAACAGUGGUUUUAUAACUUUCUGAACCGAUGGCCUAGCAUUAAAGUUGUGAAACCUAGAUCUUUGGAGAUGGCAAGAGCAAGAAGUGCAACCCGCCCGGCUAUUGACCAGUACUUCAAUGAACUAAACAAAAUUCUCACCAAAUACAACUUAAAAGAUAAACCACAUUGCAUUUAUAAUAUUGAUGAGAAAGGUCUUUCACUUGAACAUAAGCCACCAAAAAUUGUCACAGGUACUCAUUAUAAACCACAGGCUGUUACAUGUGGAAAGUCGAAAACAGUCACUGUGAUUGGUGGAGGAAAUGCUGUUGGAAACCAAGUGCCGCCCUUUUUCGUAUUUCCUGGUGUUAGGAUGCUUCCAGGUCUACUUGAAGGCUGUACUUCUGGCACGUCUGGAACAGUAUCAGAAUCUGGCUGGUCUAACACUGAAGUGUUCACAAAGCAUAUGACAGAGCAUCUAGAGCCACAUCUACCCUCUCGGGCUGACGGCAGUAAGGUGCUCGUAUUGUAUGAUGGUCACAGAAGUCAUGUUUCCUUGGGGCUGAUUGAGUGGGCACAGAAGAAUGGUAUUGUUUUGUUUGUUCUUCCCCCUCACUGUAGCCAUUUACUACAGCCUCUGGACGUAAGUUGUUACGGGCCUUUUGAAAUUGCCUGGAAUCAUGCCUGUCAUCAACACCUUCGACAGUCUGGAGGUUGUUUGAUUACCAGAUUUGAUGUGUGCAAGAUUGGCUGUAAGGCAUACACUUCUUCUCUUUCUGCAAGUAACAUCCAGUCCGCCUUCAAACAUUGUGGGGUAUAUCCAUUUAACCCAAAUGUAGUGCCAGAUUCUGCUCUUGCACCUGCUUCAGUUUUUAGACCAGCACCUGAUACCACAGAGAACCAUGAACAAGAACAGGCCCUGGCUGUUGAUGACUGCAAUACUGAUGCAAGGCUCUUCCUGGAAAAGAGAGGUGGGGAAAUUUUGAAACAUGUUCCAGUUAAAAAGGUAAGAAAUACCUUAAGUAAAGUUGUGAGUGGGAAACCUAUUACUGAACAAAUUGUCUAUGAAAAAAUCAAAGAACAUGUAAAAAGUAAUGCCAAACCAAGUCUGAAAAAAAAGCAAACUGCUCCAGGGAAAAGAGUUGUAGCAGCAGAUAAAAAGAAAACUAACUUAAAGAAAACACAUACCGUCACUGAACCCAUUCCGAGUACAUCUGGUAUUCAGGCAGCCCAGACAGAAUACUCUUCCUCUUCUGAAUCUGAAGAUGACACUGAUGUGUGCUGCAUUUGUCAAAAAUUCCAUCCUGAGGAGCUCAAGAAUUGCAUCAGUCUAACCAUAGUCUCUUGGGCAUGCUGUGAUAAAUGCAAUGGCUGGGUACACCUUGGAUUCUGUUCCCCAGUCAGGGUUAUUAGAAGAGGUGACUCCUUCCUGUGUCCAAAGUGCACAGGUACAGAGGAGUAA
This is a messenger RNA of Mercenaria mercenaria, 1800 nucleotides long. RefSeq lists its product as uncharacterized. Lineage: Eukaryota; Metazoa; Mollusca; Bivalvia; Venerida; Veneridae. The record is from RefSeq and is a predicted model, not a curated record. Gene Ontology annotation, cellular component: nucleus. Gene Ontology annotation, molecular function: DNA binding. The transcript is spliced from 3 exons. Bases 1 to 1800 code for a protein of 599 amino acids.